CCGCCGCUUCGACCCGGAAGCUUGAUCAUAGUACAUAAAGUUACUGCAAGCCUUUAAGUUUCUCCCUUCAUCACUGAAUUUCGCUCGACUAAUCAGUUCUCUAUGAGUCUCGAAAUCCCCCAGUUUGUGUUAAACAACCGAAUUAAAAUUCCGUCUGUGGGUCUUGGAUGCUGGAUGGGGAGCCCUGGCUGUGGGGAAAGAGCUUAUGCAAUGGUUCAGAAAGCAAUAAAAUACGGAUAUCGUCAUUUCGACACGGCUGCAGGAUACGGCAACGAAGAACAGGUCGGAAAAGCUAUUAAGGACUCCGGAGUUCCAAGGAACGAGUUCUACAUCACUACUAAACUACCAAAUCUGGCACACAAUCAGGUUCAAGAGGCAUUUGCAGAAAGCCUACGUAAACUUGACUGCGAAUAUUUGGAUCUUUACUUGAUGCAUUGGCCGCAGGCUUCCAUCGACGGUCGCGUUCUCGCAUCAGAUGAAUCUCCGACUAUUAUUGAAACAUGGAAGGAAAUGGAGAAACUCCUUGAUUCAGGAAAGGUGAAAAGCAUUGGGACCUCCAACUUUUCCAUCAAGACCCUUCAGACCCUCCUUCUUCACUGCUCGGUUGUGCCUGCGGUCAAUCAAGUCGAACUCCACCCCUUCCUACCGAGCGUCUCUCUCCACAAUUUCUGCGAGGAGAAAAGGAUUCAAUUAACCGCUUAUUGCCCGUUGGGUCGUCCAAUGGGAGAGCAGCUCGGUCCUCACAACGAUCCAACCAUAAUCAAACUCGCUGAGAAAUUGAAAGUUGAUCCUGGUCAAGUACUGCUCAGUUGGGGUGUCCAGAAAAAUAUCAUCGUUAUCCCAAAGACUGAGAACGAAAACAGAAUGAAGACGAAUAUUACGUUAGUCACUUUAUCUCGGGAAGACAUGGAAGCCGUUGACAAGAUCCAUACGGAGCCUGGGAAACACCGUUCAACUUUGACUUAUCACGACCAAAGCGGGCGAGUGUUCGGGUGGACAUACGAACAGCUAGGAUGGGAUAUGGGAAUCGGUGGGAUUGUUAACGCGUCUUCUGGCGGUGCUACAGUCUGAAUGUUACUCUCAAUCGCAUCAGUUUCACAAAUACGAAGACCAGCCCACCAAACAUGUAAUUAGUACGGAUGUAUAGAUCGUUUUUAUGACCCCGAGAAAUCUAUUCAAUUUAUGCA
This is a messenger RNA of Marasmius oreades (fairy-ring Marasmius), 1187 nucleotides long. RefSeq lists its product as uncharacterized. Gene Ontology annotation, cellular component: cytosol. Gene Ontology annotation, molecular function: aldose reductase (NADPH) activity. The record is from RefSeq and is a predicted model, not a curated record. The transcript is spliced from 10 exons. Bases 103 to 1071 code for a protein of 322 amino acids. Lineage: Eukaryota; Fungi; Basidiomycota; Agaricomycetes; Agaricales; Marasmiaceae.